Molecule: messenger RNA, 219 nt
Organism: Gongylonema pulchrum
Lineage: Eukaryota; Metazoa; Nematoda; Chromadorea; Rhabditida; Gongylonematidae
Source: the annotation of a GenBank genome assembly
AUGGAAACGUUUUAUGAGAACAGUGUGAUCACAGGAGAAGUUCAAGCCAUUCUCCACGGGGAUGUGAUUUGCUACUGCCAUCCGAUAUUUCCGAGUGUGGAAGAGAGCAGAUUGCGGCGUGGUUCAAAGGCUGUUUUUGUGCAAAAGAAUGGUUCAGUUGAAGCAGAAGAUGAACGAGACGCUUUAGGCUACGGACCUUCGUUAAUCGGAAUAAGUUAA